AGUUUCGUAUUUCAAGUUGAAUCAUCUAUAUUCAGGUAGAGAAAAAAAUGUAAGUUUACCGUGUGAUUAAAUGCGGCCAGAAAUUCAUGGUUAGAAGAUACGUCUUAUGAUGUGAUUCAAGUGAAUAUAGUUAUUUCAAUGUUUCUAAUGGUUUCGUAAAAUACACAAUUAUUUUUGGAAUAAUUCGUUGAAGUUCGUAAAAUUUAAUAAAAAUAGGUAAUAUGCGGCCGCAGUGGAAGACGAUAUUUGUGACUGGUGGUGCAGGUUACAUUGCAAGUCACUGCAUUGUGGAAUUACUACAAAAUGGUUAUGAAGUAAUAGCAGUAGAUAAUUUCGUUAAUAGCGUAGACGAAAAUGGAGACGCUAUGAGUUUGAAGAGAGUUCGUCAAAUUACCGGCAAAUCAGUCACAUUUUAUAAAUGUGAUUUAGUGGACAUUGAAGAAUUAGAUUCCAUAUUUUCAAAACACUCCAUCGAUUGUGUAAUUCAUUUCGCUGCUAUGAAAGCUGUAGGAGAGUCGAUGAAAUUCCCCCUAUUGUACUACCACAAUAAUAUAAUAAGCGCUGUAAACUUGAUAAAUGUGAUGAAAAAACAUGGUUGCAAACAAUUGAUCUAUUCUAGCUCCUGCACGGUGUACGGUAACCCGAAAUUUCUACCUAUAACUGAAGAACAUCCAACGGGAAAUAUCACAAAUGUAUAUGGAAAAACGAAGUAUUUUUGCGAAGAAAUCUUACGAGACAUUAGUAUAGCUGAAGAGGGUUGGAAUAUAAUUUUUUUAAGGUAUUUUAACCCCGUCGGAGCCCAUUCGUCUGGAUUAAUUGGUGAAGACCCUACCAAACCUUUCGCAAACCUUAUGCCUUAUAUUGCUCAAGUUGCUCUAGGAAAGAAAAACGUUUUGACGAUUUUUGGUGGAGACUACGAUACAGUUGAUGGAACUGGUGUUCGAGAUUAUAUUCACAUCAUGGAUUUAGCUUCCGGUCAUAUUGCGGCGUUGAAAAAGCUGCAAUCCGAACAUCUAACAUUGAAAAUUUAUAACCUCGGUACUGGUCAAGGUGUUUCCGUUCUGCAACUAGUUCAAACUUUUGAAGAAAUAUGCGGUAAUCCGAUCCCAUACAAAAUUGAAGCGAGAAGAGAAGGUGAUAUUGCUGAAAUGUAUGCCAAUACAGACUUGGCAUGUAAAGAAUUAGGGUGGAAAACGAAAUAUAAUUUGAAACAAAUGUGCGAAGAUUUUUGGAGGUGGCAAACGAAAAAUCCUCAUGGUUAUAAGUUAUCUGCUGAACAAAACAACGUCGUUGUAUCCCCACCUCAAGAAAAUGACAAUAAAAAGAUUACCAACGGCCAUUCGUAAUUUAUGAUUUUUAAAAAAACAAUUCUGACAAUAAAUUAUGGAUUUUAUUUAUUA
Molecule: messenger RNA, 1400 nt
Organism: Planococcus citri (citrus mealybug)
Lineage: Eukaryota; Metazoa; Arthropoda; Insecta; Hemiptera; Pseudococcidae
Product: UDP-glucose 4-epimerase-like
Exons: 8
Coding region: 222-1346 (374 amino acids)
Biological process (GO): beta-D-galactose catabolic process via UDP-galactose, Leloir pathway
Cellular component (GO): cytosol
Molecular function (GO): UDP-glucose 4-epimerase activity
Source: RefSeq, a predicted model, not a curated record